Messenger RNA from Mollisia scopiformis, 1516 nucleotides. RefSeq names its product oxidoreductase. The transcript has a single exon. Lineage: Eukaryota; Fungi; Ascomycota; Leotiomycetes; Helotiales; Mollisiaceae. The coding region runs from base 155 to 1261 and encodes 368 amino acids. Gene Ontology annotation, molecular function: nucleotide binding. The record is from RefSeq and is a predicted model, not a curated record.
CUCCAGACUUCAUCUUAAGCAGAUGACUUUGACACAACUUGUCAAUGACGAGACAGAUUGUUCGCCUCAUUAUUGAGAUGAUACAAGACUAUAUUUCUUCGCUUGUCGUCGUUUCCAUUUUCAUAUCCCAUCAUCGUUCCUUAAGGACAUCACAAUGAUAGACUCUACCUCGCGCUCGACCACAACUUCUCCCCCUCUCAACAUAAUCCUCAUAGGCGCAGGCCUCAUCGGCCCCCGACACGCUGAAUCCAUCCUCAAAAACCCAUUCACCACCCUCCUCGCUUUAAUCGACCCUUCCCCUGCCACCAUCUCCCUCGCCGCCACCCUAACCACAACACACUACCCCUCCAUCCCCUCCUUCCUCUCCUCCUCCCCCCAGAAGGCCGACGCAGCCAUAAUCUGCACACCGAACUCAACCCACGUCUCCCUCGCCCUCGAACUAAUCUCUGCCUCCAUCCCCCUCCUCGUCGAGAAACCGAUCUCGACCACCAUCUCCGACGGCAAGAAAUUAAUCGACUCCGCCAAAGAAAAGGAUAUAAAAAUCCUAAUAAGCCAUCAUCGCCGCUUCAACCCUUAUUUAAUAGCAACAAAGAAAUGCUUAGACGACAAACAGCUAGGAACCAUAACCGCCAUCCAAGGAACGUGGUCCCUCCUCAAAACGCCCUCUUACUUCACCGGUCCCGGGUCCUGGCGGCAAUCCUCCGCAUCCGGGGGCGUCGUCCUAAUAAACUUAAUCCAUGAAAUCGACCUCCUGCAAUUCCUGCUCGGGCCCAUAACAUGGGUAACGGCUCUCCCAACCCCCAAGACGCGAGGCUUCGAAGCCGAGGAAGGUGCUGCUAUCUUGCUUAAGUUCGAGAGUGGAGUGGUAGGGACGUUUAUAUUGAGUGAUGCGACGCCUAGUCCGUGGAAUUUCGAGAUGGGGACUGGUGAGAAUCCUCUUAUUGGGCAGGUAGAGGGGAGCGAGGUAGGAGGAUUUUAUCGGAUUUUUGGCACGGGGGGAAGUUUGAGUGUGCCGGAUCUGAGGGUUUGGAGGGGUGAUUGGUGGGAGGGGAUGGAGAGGGAGGAGGUGCGGGUUGAGAGGGAGAAAGUCCCGUUUGAUGAGCAGUUGGGGCAUUUUGUGAAUGUGGUGAGGGGGGCGGAGGAGCCGGGGUGUAGUGGGGAGGAGGGGUUGAGGGCGCUGGUUGUUUGUGAGGCUGUGAAGAGGAGUAUGGGAGAGGGGAGGGCGGUGGAGAUCAAGGGGUUCGAGAUUAGGUGUGUGUGAAUAUUUGAUGGUACAUUAGGUAUAUAUACAUUGAGUUCUAAUUCGGAUGCUCGAAUACAGCUCGGGUUCUUGAGAUAAGGGUCUCUCUCCUGCUUCCACUCAUACUCCUGAUUGGACUUGGUAUCCCACUAGGUCUUAUCUCCCUGCUCUGUCUCUUCUCCCAACUCCCUGUCACUGAUCUAGUUGGAGCAGGUAUCGGCGCUUGGUAAUUAUAUGGAUCGAAUUCGGUUUGUGUUGGUAAUGGCGAAGCAGCUU